UUGCAUACUGGUGUGCACGCAGGUUGGCGGACGACGUUGGUGCUCGGUGCUGGCUCGGCUUCAGUCCUCCGUCAACCACCGCGCUCGCCGCUCGCGCGCCGCGCCGCGCCCAUGGACUACGAUCGACCAAACGAACACGCGUAUCUCCACAUUUCUAAUCUUUCUACUUCUCUUAAAAUCGAAACCAUAUCGGAACGAGUUACCGAAUCGCGAGAUUAAAUAAAAUGAUUGUAGUCAGUCAGUUUAGAGAACUUUUACCGACUUUCGAACACGCAGCUCACUAACGAUUGACAUAUCCUAUGCUCCUCACCGUUGAUCCUGCUUGACAUUGUUUUCUUUCUUCACCAUGCAACUCAAAGGAACAUUUUACCAAAACCUAUUUAUACACAAGAAGCGACUGAAACUUUCUACUUGCAACCUUUGAAAACUAUACACAGAAUUUAUAAAACUAUUUACACUGUUUUAUAAAUGGUUUUAGACAUUUCUUUAUCCCCUUUAACUGGUCCAAAGACCUUUAAGAAAAGUUAAGUGUGACCAAAGACAUUAAAAAUAAAUAAAAUAAUAGUAAUAGUGCGUGUGGAAUUAUCUAGAAUUUAAAUACCUAGUGUGUGGUUUUGUCUCAAGUGUUAAAAACAAAUUAAGUGUGCCAUUAGGAACUAGUUCUAAACUUUAAUAAUAGACUAUAGUGUGUGUCUUUGUGUGGAUUGUGUAUUAGCGUGCUAUAUACUGAAAACGGAUGAAGAUGCCUUGUGUGGACUUGAAGCUGAAGUGGCCCGAAGACAAUUCCUAGAUCAAAGAUCCUAUGGCUCAGUUACCCUCCCAUUAAACAUUCCUUCUUUCCUCUAUUUCAUAACCAAUAUAGAAUACGUUUAAAACAUUCCACGGUUUUCGUCUUCUUCUAUACUUUGUGAAAUCAAACCUCUAUUAAGAGCGAAAAAAACAACGUUGAGACUGUUAGAUUAAGAAAAGUGGUAGAUAAAUACGCGCGUGAACCUCUUCGGAGGGCGCGAGAGGCCGGCGCGAUGCGGUCUCACCAGGGAUGUACGUAAUAUAUCCCGCGGACGAAGUAGUUACCCAAUCUUACGGCACACACUCGCUGCCCAGGCCCCGGCAGCGUCCCACGCUUGACGUCCUCUUCGGGCCGCCGCCGCCCGCGCCGUCCCGCGCGGACCCUCCCUUGGCCCCCAGCCCCCCGCCCCCCCGCGCCGCGUCCCUCCCCAAAACGGCGCCCCCGGAGCCCGCGGACCGCGCGCCGGCCUCGCCGACGCCCUCUAUCGAGCGGCCGGCUAAGCUGCGCGAGCGCACCAAAGCGAGCAAACUGCUCAAAAAACUCGGCCGUCAUGAGGACAACGAAUUCGGAAAAAUAGUUAGAACCCCCGCUCCUGAUGAAUUCGAGCUUCCUGCCCCGCUGCCGACUCCCGCUUUCUCGCGGAAGAAUAUAUUCGACCGUGAUUUCGAUGCACUGUUUGAAGUGGCGAACUCGCCACAAUUCACUGCUAAGAUCCGCGUCACCACUCCAGAGCCGGAUCGCCGGUCUGAUGUGUCAGCGGCGCACUUUCCCUCCCCGGCCACAUCUUCACUCAGCCUUCUCCCUCCGCGCCCCAACUCCGCGCCUAGUCCUUCGCCGUUUUCCUUCAGAACCUCGACGCCUUCACCAUCGCCUCAACGAUCGUCUUUUGAAGGUUCAAAUACAAAACCGAAGAAAGUUAGUUUCUUUCGAAGGCUGAGUCGUGCUAAGACCGAGUCUGAACCGAUGCAGCCUCGCACAGUAAUGCAGCAGCAGUCCAUAGACAUGGCUCUGCGGGAGCUGACGCACCCCGCACACAACGAGCAGCUCAAGAACCAACAGCAAGUUACAUUCAAGCUAGUCAAAACAGUGGCAGACUUCACGACGCAGCUGUCGCAGAUCUACGACCGGCACUCCUCCGAGCUGCAAGUGCUCGUCGCCAAUUUUCGGAAAAAGAACGGCGAACUCAAGAAAGAGAGAGCAUCAUGCCCGUCAUCUCUCUUCCACACAUGGGAAACGCUACUGCAAGAAGUGGAAGCAGAUGUGAUCGCCAACAACAAUGCGGCAACAGCGCUGGAACGCAACGUCGCCGCGCCACUGGUGGACCGCACGUUCCAUAUGAAGGUGCAGGCCAGGAAGCUGUUCGCGCACCGAGAAGGAUGCGAAGUCAUUCUGGCGAAGGCUGAUGAUCAACUUACUAAGAGCCGGCAGGACUACCGCGCGGCGUUCGUGCACUACUGCAACAGCCCGAGUCCAAGCGCGUUGGCCGCUUACUACGACUCCCACAACACCUACGUCCAGCAGCUGACAGCCACCAACGCCAUGCUGGACCAGUACCACAAAUACACUCUACCUACUAUAUUACAGGACCUGGAGGAAAUAUUGACGGACGUGACCACGGCAGUCAGCGAGGCCAUUUGUAAUGAAGGGGGGAUUAUCACGGAUAAGUCGAACCAGCAGCUUCGGCGCUACGAGUCGCUCUGCGCGCAAGCUCGCGCAGUGUCGAGUACAGCGGACCUCGCGCACCUGGCGCGCGCUCUGCUGACGUCUCAACCGCCGGCGCGCCCGCCCCGCCGCGAGUUCUUGCCGCCGUACCCACCUGAACCUGAUGACCCGCCACUCGACGUUGCUGCGGAGGUGAUGCCACCGGUGUUGCGUGGAGAAAUGCUACUGGAUCGCAUGGGCGGCGGACAGGCGCGCAUGAGCUACGAGCAGCUGCGCAAGGAUGCGCAAGACCUGGAGAUGCAGAUCAAGCAACUACAGGAUGGAUUGGAGGUGCUCGCCCGGCACCAGGCUCGCGGGUUGGAGACAAACAUGUACAGCAAAGUCAACGAGAUACAAGAGGACAUAUCUAUGAAAAAAUAUGACUACAGGGCGACCCAGCUUCAUCUUGCUGCAGUACGAGCUCAGAGAGAGCUAUUCGCAGCGAAAGCAGAUAGCGGGACAGCGGCAGUCGAUCGCAAACUCUCUUCGUCAUCCGCCGGCAGCAUGAAGAAUAAAUGGUUGAAAGCGUUCCGCAGCCUGAAGCCCCCCAGCGCUCCCCCACCCCAUGCUGCGCCACCAGACAAGAGGAACGGCGCGGGCAGAGAGGCUCUCCGCGGUGACUCAGACGCGCACAACUUCCAGGAGUACACUUACAAGAAGAUAACGCCCUGCGAUGUCUGCUCGCAAGUUCUUAGAGGGCACACGCGCCAGGGGCUCCGCUGUCGCCUGUGCAAGCUCAACGUGCACGCGGACUGCAUGCCGCAGGUCGGCAAAUGUCAGACCAAGUCCCGCCUGCUGCGCCGCCAGAAGAGCACCUCGGAGAUCGAGUCUCACCGCGUACAGGAGGCCGCUUUCGAUGAAGAUAGGUCGAUGAAGAACUCGAAGAGUGCCCAAAUGUUGAGGCAGGCCGACCGCGCCAGUCCAUUACCUGGUUCGAGCAAGGCACUUUGCACGAGGCAUGGCUUUACUAAGAUUAAUAAGCAUAUGAUACAUAACUAUACCACACGAUCGUCGCCAUCAUCACCGGUGCAUAGCAGGCGGCUGCUGAGCGCUCGUGGGGGAAGAAUGAGUAGCGUGGAACUGCCCGAUGAGCCUGACAAGAGUCUUUCGUCGAACAGUGCGAGCCCUUGCCCGUCGCCUGUCAAGCAGACUAGUAAGCAUCAGCGCCUCCUACCAACCAACCUCUACGUGAUCCUCUACAACUUCAAAUCGCGGCACGCCGACGAGCUCGAUCUGAAGGCGGGGUACAAGGUCACGGUCAUCGACACCUCGGACCCAGAUUGGUGGAAGGGCAAGUGCCUGGGCAAGAUCGGCUACUUCCCCUCCAAAUAUUGCACGAAGCUGCAGGCUGGGGAGCGGCCGCUGCAAGUUACGCAUAAUUUACAGGUAUCUGACGGCGACAAUGGUCUAAUGCUCCUGCGAGACCAGAUCGUGAUCCAAGUGGGCGACGAGGUUGACGGCAUGGUCAUGAUCCGAUCGGGCGACAACCGUCAGGGCGUGUGUCCGAUCAAGUUCCUACAAGAGGUGUGACGCUUCAGAAGAUCAUACUACGAUUUCAUGACAAAACGCGGAUCAUUCACCGAAGAAACUCAUACGCUCUACGUUCCGAAACCCACACAAAGUGCUCCCGUCACCCCCUGCGACAGCGAAACCUCCACCUGGUCUGACCGAGCCUCAUCCAGCCGAGAGAGACAGUACUACGAACUACCCUCCACCUCAGACACGCGUUAUGAGGUGCCGAGCUCCACCGCCCGCUACGAGGGCGCGA
Messenger RNA from Cydia pomonella (codling moth), 4259 nucleotides. RefSeq lists its product as uncharacterized. Gene Ontology annotation, molecular function: protein binding. The record is from RefSeq and is a predicted model, not a curated record. Gene Ontology annotation, biological process: positive regulation of protein localization to plasma membrane; positive regulation of voltage-gated calcium channel activity; skeletal muscle contraction. The coding region runs from base 1040 to 4021 and encodes 993 amino acids. NCBI's taxonomy places the organism in Eukaryota, Metazoa, Arthropoda, Insecta, Lepidoptera, Tortricidae. The transcript is spliced from 20 exons. Gene Ontology annotation, cellular component: extrinsic component of cytoplasmic side of plasma membrane.